GUUGAGCGGGCUUCAAGAGAAGCUGUUGUGGCAAAUUUUUACACCUCGAAAAAACAAACUAUAAGCCAAACGACAGGCGAGGAAAAACUGUAGUGCAAGCGUGUUGUAGAGAGGCGGUAACCAAGCGCGUUUCAACGUAUGACAUGGCGUAUGAGUGACGUUACAGCAUCAAUUUAUCAAAUACUAUCACUGCAAAAAUAUAAAAUCACAAAUGUACGUAUGUAUUUUAUACAUAAUCAAGUGUGUGUAUGCGACAACCGUUAAUUCUGUUAAAUAAACAUAAGGACAUAACACGUCUAGUAUUGGUGCAGAGCUCAGCGGCAUUAAGCUGCACUCAACAUGGAUGAAUUCCCAGUGGUUCAAGUGCCAGUCGACGAAGUGCUCGAGGAAGCAGAAUUUGAGCGACUGUAUUCGGCACCCACUGGCAUCGUGGUGUUACUGUCCAUUUUCUAUGGCACUAUAAGUAUUCUGGCAGUUAUCGGCAACUCACUGGUUAUUUGGGUUGUGGUGACGACACGUCAAAUGCGCACCGUUACAAACAUGUAUAUAGCCAAUUUGGCUUUUGCGGAUGUGGUCAUCGGUUUAUUUUGCAUACCAUUUCAGUUUCAAGCCGCUUUAUUACAACGCUGGAAUCUGCCGUGGUUUAUGUGUGGCUUUUGCCCUUUUAUACAGGCGUUAACCGUUAACGUGUCCGUUUUCACACUCACUGCAAUCGCAAUCGACAGGCAUCGAGCCAUUAUAAAUCCGCUGAGGGCUCGACCUACAAAAUGGGUGUCCAAGUUAAUACUCAUCGGCAUUUGGCUGGCGGCAUUUCUAUUCGCCACACCCUGUGCCAUAGCAUUUCGCGUUGAAGUGGAGCAUGAGCGCUACAGAGAAAACGGCAUUAUUUUCAAUGUUACCCGACCAUUUUGCAUGAAUAAAAACCUUACCGAGAAGCAAUUACAAACAUAUCGUUACACGUUGGUGUUCAUGCAGUACUUUGUGCCGUUUUGCGUCAUCAGUUUUGUCUACAUACAAAUGGCGGUGAAGUUGUGGGGCACACGAGCGCCUGGCAAUGCUCAAGAUACGCGCGACAUAACACUUCUGCGAAAUAAAAAGAAAGUCAUAAAAAUGCUUAUAAUUGUUGUAGUCGUCUUCGGUCUGUGCUGGCUGCCGCUGCAAUUGUAUAAUAUUUUGUAUGUGACGUUCCCCGAAAUAAAUGAAUAUCAUUUCAUCAACAUAAUAUGGUUUUGCUGCGAUUGGCUGGCGAUGAGCAACAGCUGUUAUAAUCCGUUCAUUUACGGUAUUUAUAAUGAAAAAUUCAAGCGUGAAUUCAAUAAGCGCUUUGCCACAUGCUUCUGCAAGCCACACAAGCUGCUCGAUGUGCCGGAGCGCACAAUGUCCAUGCACACACGCGUCAGUUCCAUACGCUCCGGCAGUGUGCCCAACUCAUCCAUGCGAAUACGCACCAAUUUGCACGGAAGCGUGAAUGGCAAUGGUGGCAGCAUAUCGGCAGCAAAAUCCCAUGCAACAACAGCAAAUAGCAACGCCUUUUCACACGAAUUCGGUCGCAAUGAAAAUGCCAUGUCAUUUGAACUAACUAACCUCGCUUCAAGAAACCCAAGUGGUAUUGAAAGUAAUAACAACAAUAACAGCAACAGCAACUAUAAUAUAAAUACUUCCAGCAGCAAUGUCAAUAGCAUGCAGUUGCAAGAAACUGAAGUUAUCGCCGGCGAGCACACAUGUGUGGGCGAAUUGAACGCAUUGAUGGAGCUUGAAGCGUUGUCAUAUAAUGCGUACAAUGCGGGCAACAGCACAUAGUGCCGCACAAGUGGCCGUUGAGCACUCUAGCGCUAAGCUAGUGCUGUCAAGCAUUAUUUAUUUGUAAGUGUGCAUGCGUUGUGUGAGCGCAAAUGUUCCCGGCCAAGUGUUUGGGUGUUUACAUUAAGAUUUUAAGCCAUUGAGUGGGAAUUAUGAGCUUGGUCAUGCAUUUAGUAUUAUACGUAUUAUUGCGUUUAUUGAUAGCAACUUGUAAAAUAAUAAUUAUAUAACUG
Messenger RNA from Bactrocera tryoni, 2033 nucleotides. RefSeq names its product RYamide receptor-like. The record is from RefSeq and is a predicted model, not a curated record. Gene Ontology annotation, cellular component: membrane. Gene Ontology annotation, biological process: G protein-coupled receptor signaling pathway. The transcript is spliced from 8 exons. NCBI's taxonomy places the organism in Eukaryota, Metazoa, Arthropoda, Insecta, Diptera, Tephritidae. The coding region runs from base 340 to 1800 and encodes 486 amino acids. Gene Ontology annotation, molecular function: neuropeptide Y receptor activity.